UGCAACUCCAGUUCAAGAGGAUCUGAUGUCUUCUUCUGACCUCUGCGGGUACCAGUCCGCAGACAUGUUCUCAAGUUAAAAGAAGAAUGAGAGAGAUAAAGAAAUCUCCACACAAGGGAUUUUCAAAUUUUCUGGAGUUAGGUCAGCCAGCCAGCAUCACAUUGACCAUGACAAAUUGCUUACCUGAACUCAAGUCAAAGGAUCAAGAUGAGAAGAACUUCAGAGUCACCUUUCAAGAGGAAAGGGAACUCACAGCUAAGAGUUUGCUUGAAAUAUCAGAAGAAACUUUGGACUUUGAAAUGUUGAGACUGUUGAAAACAUUGGGUCUCUUGAAGUUGAAUCGUAUUCCUUUUCCUGUAUGGGAUGUCAUGAGCCUUGGAGGUUGGAGCAGAAUGCUAAGAACUAAAGCUUUGGGGAUAUUUGCUGCCCAUACCCAGAUGAUCAUACUCUUCACCGUGUUACUUGUAGAGAGCAUUCGGUGCGGAACAAAGAGCCUCACCACGCCGUCUAAUAAGAACUACGAUGCAAAUACAUCACAUCGGGUAUUUUUCCUCUCAUGCAGCAAUUCCUUAGAAGAAGGUACAGGGCUUGCACAGGGCUCUGCUGCAUUCAGGAGCCCAGACUUCUGCUUUUUCUGUACUGCCGCCAUCGGUGAGUGUGUGGCUUCCAUUACCUCGUUCUCAAAUUGUUCAGCCUGGAAGUUCCAGCCAUCAUGUCUACAACCUCAUGAGGAAAAAGAUGCAGAGAAAAGAAAAAUCAGCCACUUUCUUACAAAAUUGUAACCAGCUACCUUUCUCUGCCCACAUUUCUCUGACUGAGAUUUCAUCACUCAGGUGUAGUUUUCUAAUUGGGUGAAUGAACUGGGGGAUCUACUCAGAAGGGAUAAAAGGGACACUGGCAGAUGUUGUGCUUUGAAUGUAAAAUGCCCCUUGUAGGUUUGAUGUGUUUGAACACUUAGUUCCCAGCUGGUGGUGCUGUUUUAGGAGCUCAUGGGACCUUUGGGAGGCAGAACCUCAUUGGAGGAAGUAUAUCACCAAGGGUAGGACUUGAGGGUUAGAGCCUGGCCCCACUUGCUGACUGGUCUUUGCUCCCCAGUUUGCCCAGAUGUGAGUGAGAAGCCUCAUGCUCCCACCAUUACCUCAAGAGCCAACCUUUCAUCAAUGCCUUCCUUGGCAUGAUGCACUGCACCCUCAAAUUAUGACCCCAAAUAAAUCUUCCCUUAAGUUGC
Messenger RNA from Mesocricetus auratus (golden hamster), 1228 nucleotides. RefSeq lists its product as uncharacterized. Bases 87 to 782 code for a protein of 231 amino acids. The transcript has 4 exons. The record is from RefSeq and is a predicted model, not a curated record. NCBI's taxonomy places the organism in Eukaryota, Metazoa, Chordata, Mammalia, Rodentia, Cricetidae.